AUGACUAUUAUAGACAAGAUAUUAAAGACUUUAAUAUUAGGUGCACCAGCAUCGGGAAAGGGCACAAUCUCAUCAAGAAUAGUUAAAAAAUAUAAUGUGGAGCAUGUGUCCAGUGGAGACAAGUUGAGAGAUCAUAUUGAGAAACAAACAGAAUUAGGUAAAGAAGUAAAAAAAUACAUUAAUGAAGGAAAACUUGUUCCUGAUGACGUAAUGAUUAAGUUUAUGACUUCGGAGUUAAAGAAAGUGGAAAGUAAAUCUUGGCUCUUAGAUGGAUUUCCUAGAACAGUAGCUCAGGCCAAUGCUCUAUGGCAAGUACAACCAGUAGAUGUUGUUUUAAACUUAGUUGUGCCAUUUGAGGUAAUUAUUGAUAGAGUAAAAAAUCGCUGGGUUCAUUUACCUUCAGGAAGAGUUUAUAAUAUUGGAUUUAAUACACCAAAAGUAAUGGGCAAAGAUGAUGUUACUGGGGAACAAUUGAUUCAGCGUCCUGAUGACAAACCUGAAGCUGUUCAAAAAAGACUUGAAAUAUAUGAAAGUGUGACAAGGCCAGUAAUCAAUUUUUAUAAACAGAAAGGUAUAUUGAAAGAAUUUGAAGGACGCACAUCAGAUGAAAUAUGGCCAAAAAUAACAGCCUAUCUAGAUUCUAUUUUUCAAAAAUCA
This is a messenger RNA of Brenthis ino (lesser marbled fritillary), 657 nucleotides long. The record is from the annotation of a GenBank genome assembly. NCBI's taxonomy places the organism in Eukaryota, Metazoa, Arthropoda, Insecta, Lepidoptera, Nymphalidae.